Molecule: messenger RNA, 2686 nt
Organism: Symphalangus syndactylus (siamang)
Lineage: Eukaryota; Metazoa; Chordata; Mammalia; Primates; Hylobatidae
Gene: NHLH1
Product: nescient helix-loop-helix 1
Biological process (GO): regulation of transcription by RNA polymerase II
Molecular function (GO): DNA-binding transcription factor activity, RNA polymerase II-specific; RNA polymerase II cis-regulatory region sequence-specific DNA binding; protein dimerization activity
Source: RefSeq, a predicted model, not a curated record
UCCCCUGCCCCCCAGCCCCCCUCCUCAAGCCUCCUUUCCCCUCCAGCUCAGCCCAUCUGCUGGCGCCUGGGCACCUGUCUGGGCCUGCCCAGGUGGGAGUUGGCACCUCCCAAACUCAGGGGUGGGGGCAGGUGGGGGAGCUUGGGGAGGAAUUAUGGGACUCCCUUUAGGGAAUGCUUCACCCUGGAGAAAGCCCAGAAAAGGUUGACCAGCAACAGGGAAAUGGCAAGUCCCUGCAGCCUGAAGCCUGUACAGCCAUGCCACGCUGCCCCUGAGAGUCUAGAAAGCUGGUCACUAACUUUGCAGACGGAUGAACCCUGAGCACCCAGAGGAGACUGGGGCUGUCAACGCUGCCCCUUGUCCUGCCGGCUUGGAUCCCCUGACAGGGUCCUUCUAGGCUUCAGACUGGAACCCUGACCAUGGAACCCUGAAGUGGCAGUGACUUCUAAAGCUCAGUGGCAGACCCCACGACCCCAGGCCCUUCCUCCCCCUCCCACCACCAGCUUUCAAGCUCCCAGAGGGAGGGGUGGGGAGGGGAUCCUGAUCUCACAGGGCAGGGGGCUUCCAUCAUGAUGCUAAACUCAGACACCAUGGAGCUGGACCUGCCGCCCACACACUCAGAGGCUGAGUCGGGCUUCAGUGACUGUGGGGGCGGGGCGGGCCCUGAUGGUGCCGGGCCUGGGGGCCCGGGAGGGGGCCAGGCCCGAGGCCCAGAGCCGGGAGAGCCUGGCCGGAAAGACCUGCAGCAUCUGAGCCGCGAGGAGCGCCGACGCCGGCGCCGCGCCACAGCCAAGUACCGCACGGCCCACGCCACGCGAGAGCGCAUCCGCGUGGAAGCCUUCAACCUGGCCUUCGCCGAACUGCGCAAGCUGCUGCCCACGCUGCCCCCCGACAAGAAGCUCUCCAAGAUUGAGAUCCUGCGCCUGGCCAUCUGCUAUAUCUCCUACCUGAACCACGUGCUGGACGUCUGAACUCGGCCUGUCUCCCACCUCCCGGGCCUCUCUGGGGCCCCUUUCCACCGCUCACUGCUUAGAAAGGCCGCAUCCUCCUUCCCGAGCCCUUAUACCUUGGCAUGGAGUCCCAAAGGCCCUGGGCCCAGGCAGGGAGCCCACCGGCUGGUCAUGAGGGCAUCUUUCACUGACCCAGGCACCUCGAGGGCUAUUCUCCUGGGUUCCUUCCGGGGUUUAUUGCUGAGGCCCAGCUGUGCAGAAUUGUUUGCUAGUGUGGUUGGUAUGGAAUCCUUGCUGGCUUUAGUAAGCCAGCCGCACUUGGAGUCUGCCCCCAAGCUCUCUCACGGAAUGCUGCCUCUUCCACCCCUAUGUCCAAAUUUUCAGCGACCACAGACCCCAGCUGUGUAUCCUAUCUGUUCUAGCUUCUCCUGCCCAUGGUGGGGAUGGGCUGUCAGAAAUGCAAGGGAGGAAGGCUGGGGUUAGAGUGGGGAGUGGGCUGCUUCCUCCAAGAUCUCAGUCUCUCAGUGCUUGGCAGAGGGAUGGGGCCCUGGGGAGGCAGGAGUUGCUGCUUUGACUCCUGUGAGGGGAAUCUCAGUAGCUGGCAAUUAUGGAAAAACUCUUCCUGUUUCUGUCCAUCUUGUUCCUGUGGCUUAGCACAUACAGACCUCAGAUCUUACUUGGUAGUGAGUGCCUUGCCCUCUUUGAGCUAUUUGGCCACUUCCCUGUCCCUCUGACUCCCACUGUCCCAAUUUUCUCCUUCCCUGUGUGUCACUAGAGAGAAAAAAAAAAAAAAAAAAACCUAGAUCCCGGAUUAGGGGAUGACAUCCCAAACAGCCCGGAGUAUUUGCAGAAGGCUCAGGCAACAAGUGGGCCACAUCUCACUUCUGCUUCCUCAUCUCAGCCCACCCUGAAAAUGUGCACCACCCUCGCUGGUUCCUCCCCCUGACGCAAGGAGGAUGCCCAGUUGUUUCCCUCUGGGAAUGCUCAGUUCUCCUGGCCCUAGGACCUACUUAUUACAUUUUUUUUCUCUUUCCUUGAGCUGCCUUUGGCAAGGGAAGAGACCCCCAACUCUGCGCCCGUACUCCAUGUUGCUGAUCCCCACCUGCACACUAUAGCCCAGGGUCAGCAGUAGAAUGAAGGGCCUUAGAACAUGCAUAGAAGAAAUGAACUCACUGCAUUUCUGUGCUCCCUCCUCCCUCGCACCAAACUCCUAGCUCUACACGUAUAUUUAUUUAUUUAUGUAUUUAUUUAUUCAUCUAUUUAUUUACUUAUUUAUUUAUUUAUAAAUAUUGCUAUUUAUUGCCGAGUUGUGCACUUUGGGGUAGAGUGAGGGGCUCCCAGCAGCUCUAGCCGGGUCUCUCUUGCUUCCUCCCUGCUUACUCCUUUCCUUUUCUUGCUCCUUCUUCAACACCUGGUGUGUGUGAGCAUGCCCUUUGCUCGCCACACCAUAUCCUUUCCCCAGAUCCACCUGUCCUGACACUCUAGUCCUCCAGGAUAGUGCUCCUCUCCCAGCGCCGGGGCUCCUGGGUGUCCUUCCUCAACUCCCUCCACCCCUAGACAAUCUCACCCUAUCCCAUCUGCCUCUUUUCUCUCCCCAGCCUGCCCUGUGACUCUUGCCUCUUCCUGAUACUCCCAAGAGCAGGCCCCAGGGGUCUGUGUCAUAUAUCUCUGUGCGAUUCCUUCUGGUUGCAUUCCCAAUUUCAUACAAAAAGAAAAAUAAAAGUGACCUCGUUCUA